Messenger RNA from Periophthalmus magnuspinnatus, 750 nucleotides. Its product is annotated as protein PERCC1. Bases 21 to 743 code for a protein of 240 amino acids. The transcript has 2 exons. Lineage: Eukaryota; Metazoa; Chordata; Actinopteri; Gobiiformes; Gobiidae. The record is from RefSeq and is a predicted model, not a curated record.
CAGACAGGCCAGAGAUCGUCAUGGCGACAGGUGUGAUCCGCAGUUUCUUAGUCCGACCAUCAGGAUACUUCCCCCUGAUGUUCCAGCCCUCUCCUCACACUGACCCAGAUGAGGAGCAGACACAUCUGCAUCCAGAUGAGAGUGAGCGUGACGAGGAAGAAGAGCUCCAGGAAGAAGAGGAAGAGGAGGAGAUGUUCUUAGAUCCUGCCCCCACCACUCUGGAUAUGACCAGUCAGCUGCUGCAAUUUGCCGAGCUCAUCAGUCGUGACAUCCAGCGAUAUUUUGGUCACAGCUGCGGUGACCAAGAUGCCUGUGACAUCUAUAAUGACUCUGUCUCCUUAACAGCCAGCGGCCGUCUGCGUUACUAUGACGAUUUGCUUAAAAUAGCCAAAGGAGGGAGUCUGGAGGAAAGAGAGAGUGGUAGGUUCAAGCCCUGUGAAGAUGAACAGAGUGUUACUAAGGGUAGUAGCAGUUUGGGGCCCCUGGCUGAACUGUUCGACCAAAAGGGUCUGAGCCAGGGUCGCCCCAUGACCAAGAGACUCCUGCCCCUGAGCUUCUGGACCGAGCCCGGACCAGGUCUCAGCCCAGACAGUGACAAGCCCCAACAAGACCAAGAACUGCCUCUUCACACACACCACUUAGACGGGGCACAGAUGGACUUCAGCGACCUGCUGGCAUUCUGGGACUCCCAUCCUGAGCCCCCCCAACCUCUAACUGAUGACGACACACACAUGCAGCACUGAACUCUGC